Gopherus evgoodei (Goodes thornscrub tortoise) is the source of this 2045-nucleotide messenger RNA. RefSeq names its product opioid receptor kappa 1 (gene OPRK1). Gene Ontology annotation, cellular component: membrane; neuron projection. The record is from RefSeq and is a predicted model, not a curated record. Bases 250 to 1401 code for a protein of 383 amino acids. The transcript has 4 exons. Gene Ontology annotation, biological process: neuropeptide signaling pathway; G protein-coupled opioid receptor signaling pathway; sensory perception of pain. Gene Ontology annotation, molecular function: dynorphin receptor activity; neuropeptide binding. Lineage: Eukaryota; Metazoa; Chordata; Testudines; Testudinidae.
UGCUGCCACCUCGGAGCUAAAGACUCGGAUUAAGCUCCAUCUCCAGCACGUUUUCAGCUCUCCAGAGGCAUAGAUGCUCCAGGUUCAAGCAUCCUAGAAGAAGAGUGACACGUCCAAGAGCUGAAAGGAUGCUCCUCUACUACUCCUAAAAGCAUUUGGGGACUCUGCUCCUUUUUCAGGACUGAAAGAGCCUAUUUGCCUUCUGCUGUCUCCAUCCUUGUCCCAUCCUGCUCUCUGCAUGUGGUAACAAUGGAUCCCGUGGAGCCCCCUGUGCACAUUUUCCGUGAGGAGCCACCCUCCACCUGCUCUCCAGGCCCCUGCCUCCUCCCCAGCAGCAGCAGCUGGUUCCUGGGCUGGGCUGAAUAUGGCAACAAUGCCACUGGUGGCUUUGAAGACUUGCAGCAGAACCACACCAACAUUUCCCCAGCAAUCCCCAUUAUCAUCACUGCUGUCUAUUCUGUGGUCUUUGUGGUUGGCUUGGUGGGCAACUCUCUGGUUAUGUUUGUCAUCAUCAGGUAUACAAAGAUGAAGACAGCAACGAACAUUUAUAUUUUCAAUCUGGCUAUGGCAGAUGCUUUAGUUACUACGACUAUGCCUUUUCAAAGCACUGAAUACCUGAUGAACUCUUGGCCAUUUGGGGAUGUGCUGUGUAAAAUAGUUAUUUCAAUUGACUAUUAUAACAUGUUUACCAGCAUAUUCACAUUGACCAUGAUGAGUGUUGAUCGAUACAUUGCUGUGUGUCACCCUGUGAAAGCCCUGGACUUCCGCACUCCUCUCAAGGCAAAGAUAAUCAAUAUCUGUAUCUGGCUAUUGUCCUCAUCUGUUGGUAUAUCUGCCAUAGUCCUUGGAGGCACCAAAGUCAGAGAAGAUACUGCUAGUACUGAAUGUUCUUUGCAGUUUCCAGACACUGAUUAUGUGUGGUGGGACAUCUUCAUGAAAAUCUGCGUCUUUUUCUUUGCAUUUGUUAUUCCAGUUCUCAUUAUCAUUGUUUGCUAUACCCUGAUGAUCCUGCGCUUGAAGAGUGUACGACUUCUCUCAGGGUCUCGAGAAAAAGACCGAAACCUUCGUCGGAUCACCAGAUUGGUUCUUGUAGUUGUGGCAGUUUUCAUUAUCUGUUGGACUCCCAUUCACAUUUUUGUGCUGAUUGAGGCACUAGGAGAUGUGCCCCAUAGCACCGCAGCAAUCUCCAGCUAUUAUUUCUGUAUUGCUUUGGGUUACACCAACAGCAGUCUAAAUCCUAUCCUGUAUGCUUUUUUGGAUGAAAACUUCAAGCGCUGUUUCAAGGACUUCUGCUUUCCCUUUAAGAUGAGGAUGGACAGGCAGAGCACCAGCAGAGUCAGAAACACAGUCCAAGACCCUGCUUACCUGAGGGAAGUGGAUGGGACAAACAAACCAGUAUGACUAGUCGUGGAGAUGUCAUCUUACUGUCCUCAAGGAAGAGGAGAAUCAAAUGAUCUUGGACUAACUCAAAUAACCACUGUGGUUUGAGACAUUUUUGAUAAUAUUUAGGAAUUCUAAUAGUUUGAACUAAAAUACAUUAUUUGCUUAGGGCAGGGAAUUCCCUAAAAUAAGCUCAAAGAAAAAAGAAGACUGACUGACUGCCAGAUUUUGGAACCAUAUUUACAGUGGAGCUGAGCCAGUGGUAAAAUACCCACUUUCAGUAAGAUAGGAAGUGCUUCAUAUUGUAUCAGGUGACUCUGGACAAGAAAAAAAAAAAUCAAACUGUUCUUCUUAUAGUACAUAUCUACCACUAUCUAGUCUAUACCCAGCAACGUUUGCUGAUAACACUGAAUCAGGUUAUGGUGGAAACUCUGUUUUGACCUAAAAAUCUUUGCUUCAGAAACAAAAAGAAGGCAUCUUCACUUACUUUGUUGCUUUACAAUGAAUAGUAUCAGUUCUGAGACUACAAAACAUGGCAGAGCUAUGUAAUUCAAAUUCUCAUUAACUACUUGGUGUGAAAUAACAUACGUUUGUCUGUAUUGUGGAGAUCUAGUUUAAGCAUGAUCUGCCUUCAGACCAAAAUGAUUUUAUUGUGUCUGUGUAUU